Molecule: messenger RNA, 3099 nt
Organism: Impatiens glandulifera
Lineage: Eukaryota; Viridiplantae; Streptophyta; Magnoliopsida; Ericales; Balsaminaceae
Exons: 11
Coding region: 126-2846 (906 amino acids)
Biological process (GO): rRNA processing
Cellular component (GO): nucleolus; small-subunit processome
Source: RefSeq, a predicted model, not a curated record
CCCAAAUCCAUGGCGCUCUUCUUCUAGCCUUCUUCUUCAGUUAUAUUUCACAGUUCAUAUAGUGUUCUUCAAUUCUGCAGUUCUUGGUAGACCUACGGAAGCGCCUUCACUGAUCAACGAUAGAGAUGGCGGAUAAAAAGAGGAAAGAAAGAGACAGUAGCAGUAUUAGUGGUGGUAAGAGAAAGAGUUUGCCAUCCAGGUCAGGAUACACUGGAAAACCGAAGCAGAAAAGAGGAGGUGAUAAGAUAACGAAAAGAGUUGGGCCACAACUUCCGAAUUCGCUCCGCAAGGAGAUUAACCUCUUAGACAGCGGUACUCACUCGAAUUCUGAAGACGAGGAUGUGAAAUCUGAUGAAUUAGAUGAAUUGUAUGAAUACGAAGAAGAAGUUCCAGAGGAAGAAUCCAAGAAGAAUCGCCGAUUCGAUUACGUGGAGAACUUUGAAUACGAGCUACCGGAAGAGUUUGAGGAUGAGAAUGUGGCCUCUGAUGAAGAUGAUGUGGAAAAGGAGGGAGAAGAUGAAGACGGUGAGGAAGAUGAAGGCAGACAUGCAAGGAUGCUUCAAGGAGUUACUGGAUUGCCAAUUGAAGCGUUUCAAGGCAAGAAAAAGAAAAAUGAAACUGUAAGAUCAGAGGCGUACACAGAGUCUGAAUAUAAUCCAAGUAGUGAUGUUCUUGAAGGGGAUGGUCAUAUUAGCAUCCAGGAUCUUUUGGAUCCUUUACAUGGGAAAUCUGGUUUUAGCAAACUUAGAAAAGGUGUGCAAAGAAUGGAAAAAAAAGCUGUCCCAGUACAUGCUCCACUUCCAAGAGUUGAUCGGGAAAAGUUGGAGAGGAAGGUUGCCUAUGAACAAUCAAAGAAAGUUAUUACCAUGUGGGAGCCUUUGGUCAAGAAGCAUAGGGAGGCGCCGACUCUCUUUUUUGAAGACGACAAAAAUCUGGGCUUUUCAACUGUAGGUGCAAUUGCUUCUGAAUUUGAACCGAGAACUGAGUUUGAGAAGAAAAUGGCUUCCAUAGUUGGUGAUAACACGCUCAUGGAAGCUCACCAGAAAGAUGGUGCAAGAUUGUUAGAACUGAACAAGCUAUCUGUUGAAGAUGUGAAGGAUCAUCAAGACCGUCUUGCUAAAAUGCGUAGUCUUUUAUUUCGGCAUGAGUUGAAGUCUAAACGGAUAAAGAAGAUAAAGUCCAAAACAUAUCAUCGCUUGUUAAAGAAAGAUAAGUUGAAAGCAGCCGCCGAUGGAGUUUCAAUGGAUCCUGAAGCUUCAAAAGAACUUGCAAUGAAGCAAGAGAUGAAAAGGGCUGAGGAGCGAAUGACAUUGAAGCACAAAAAUAACUCUAAAUGGGCAAAGCGAAUAUUAAAGCGUGGUUUGGAUGUCCAAGAUGAUGGAACACGUGCUGCAAUAUCUGAGCAGCUUCAUCAACAUGCAUUGUUAACAAGAAAAAUGAAUUCUAUGAAGGACUCUAGCAGUGAUGAGGACAGUAGUGAAGAUGAUGAUGAUGAUGACGAUCUGGAUGUCACAAAUCAGGACGUAUCAACUAAAUUAUUGGAGAAAGCAAAAGCGAAGACUCUCAAAGUGUUAGAAGAUGCUGAUGAUGCCCCUAAGUCAGGGGUCCUUUCAUUGCCCUUCAUGGUUAGGGGAUUGAAAAAGAAAAGAGACGCAGCGGAAGAAGAAGCAAAGCAAGCUAUUGAUGACUUUGAAGCUUCCCUAAACCAAUUGGAGGAAGGAACAUCUGUAAAGGUUGCAAAGCCAGAAACCUCGAGUGGUCGACGGGUUUUUGGUGCUACUAAAAAGAAGGUUGAAGUCACAACUGAAAAGAGCAAAGUGGACAAUUUCUACGGAAAUAGUGAUAGUGAGGACGAUUUGGAAGUAAGACAGAUUCCUAGUAAUGAAGAUAAUAACGGCGAUAAAAAGGAAGUUCACAUUGACCUGGAUUUAUUGAAUGAAGGAACUGAGAUUGUUCAAGAUCCUUUAUUCAAGGAUUUCGAAGAUGUCGUCAAAGAUGCAUCUUCCAAGACUUCUUAUGAAGUUGCUAUCUUUGCUUCAGACACAUGGCAGAAGAAGAAAAAUAUCCCAAAGAAGGCUAGCAAAAAUACCGAAAAGAGAGUCAAUGUGCAAAGUGCAGCAGUUUUGCCUGAUCAAGAAGAUGCAGAGGAAGUAGACAACAGUAGUGAUUCCGAGAGCGACGGACAAUUGGAAGAUAGAAAUUUGAAUAUGAGCACCAAGCCAACAUAUAAGCUUCCCUCACAAGAAGAAUUGAUACGUCAAGCUUUUGCAGGAGAUGAUGUUGUAAUGGAUUUUGAGAAGGAUAAAGAGGGGAUGCUGAAUGAGGAAGUUCCUGAACCAGAGAAACCUGUUUUGCUCCCUGGCUGGGGUCAAUGGACAGAUGUUCAACAGAAGAAAGGGUUACCUUCUUGGAUGGUGGCAGAACAUGAAAGUGCGAAAAAGAAGAGAGAGGACGUUCUUAAGAAAAGAAAGGAUGCUCAUCUUAAGCACGUGGUUAUUUCUGAGAGAGUUGAUAAGAAGGCUGAAAAGCUACAAACAAAGACCUUGCCAUUCCCAUUUACAUCUAAUGAAGCCUUUGAGCAAAGCAUCAGAAUGCCGAUUGGACCUGAAUUCAAUCCAGUAACAACAAUUGGUGCUCUAAAUCGACCAGAGAUUGUGAAGAAAACAGGAAUGAUCAUUAAGCCCAUUAAAUUCGAGGAAGUGAAUACCAAUGAGAAAGCAGAUGAUCACAAAAGAAAAAGAAACGAGAAAUCAGAUGAUCACAAAAGAAAAAGUAAGACGUCCAAAGGAAAUGGGGGUGCCAAACAUCCAAAAAAGCUGAAGGCUAAAGGGAUCAAAGUUAUGUGAUGACAAACAAAACUUUUAGACAUGAUGAAAAUUGUCAAAUUUCAGAAACUGUUCUCAGAUCUUGAGGUUCGUUUCAUCAAGUUUUGCCAAGAAAUAUUAUAAUGUAAUAGUAGUGACUAAUCUUGUGAUGCUAGAAAAGGCAAAUAAUUUAUUUGAGGCUGCAUCGUUAUUAUUGAACUCAUACAUCCAAAUUUAAAUUUGUUAGAUUCAAAAUAUUGUUUUGUUUGUUUAAUAUAAUUGGGAUUGUUAUUCU